Salvia miltiorrhiza (redroot sage) is the source of this 1200-nucleotide messenger RNA. RefSeq lists its product as uncharacterized. The transcript is spliced from 3 exons. Lineage: Eukaryota; Viridiplantae; Streptophyta; Magnoliopsida; Lamiales; Lamiaceae. Bases 1 to 1200 code for a protein of 399 amino acids. The record is from RefSeq and is a predicted model, not a curated record.
AUGCCGAGUGAGGAUGCCUUACAAUUCAUUCGUGAUUUCUGCACUCAAGUGCAGACCUUUCCACUACUGGAGCUUACCGAGGAUCAGCUGAGACUCAAAUGCUUACCUUAUGCACUCAAGGACCGGGCUAGAACAUGGCUGCUAUCCCUGCCACCGAACUCCAUUACCACAUGGGCAGAGGUUAUGGUGGACAGUACCGCUGGGGGUAACAUUGCCCGAAAGACAGCUGAUGAGCUCAAAGAGAUCUUCACCACUCUUGCCGCGAGUUCUCAACAAAAAUCAGUCAGAGGAAGGAGGGUCGAAGCCAAUGCUGUAGCCCCAAAUAAUGAGCUGCAGAAGCAAGUAGCGGACCUGAUGAGGCAAGUUCAGCAGUUAAGAAUGAACCAGGUGGAGCCUCAACCCGUUCAAGCACCGCCAGCUCAAGCACCCUUAGCUCAGGCACCGCCAUCAGAAGGAUGUGGCAUAUGUGGUGAUUUUAGCCACGGAACUAACGAAUGCCAUCGAAUGGGGGAGUUCAUACCCGAAGGGGAAGCAGAGGUAUAUGCUGCUCAAGGAUACCUAGGGAGGCCUCAGUUUGAGCAGAGGCCCAUAUUCACUCAAGGGCAACAGAAUUCCAACUCUGAGAUGACCAAACAGAACAUGGAGUCACAGUCUGCUACGAUCAAGCGUCUUGAGACAACCGUUGGACAGCUCUCAGGGACUUUGAACCAGAUGCAACAGCAGCAACAGCCAGGGAAGCUCCAUGGACAAGGAUUGCAACCUCAUCAAGCUCAGGCAGUAACAGUCUUACGGAGUGGGAAAAAGGUGGACAACAAAGUGGAGACCCACACUGACGAGCCCCCUAAAGAAACUCGUGAGGAGGAGAUGGUGAAAGAAUUACCCCCACCGAGAGAAGAAGAACAGCAAGGAGAGCCCUCAGAGCCACUUCACAAGGCCACCAAGCCCUAUAGACCUCUGAUUCCGUACCCAGGUCGGUUGAGAAAUGAGAAGCAAGACCAACAAUUCACCGACUUCUAUAACAUGUUGGCAAAGGUGAAUGUUAACUUACCACUUCUAGACGUGAUCAGAAACGUCCCGGCCUAUGUGAAGUUCUUUAAAGAGCUGGCGUCCAAGAAGAGAAAGUUUGUUGACAACGAGAAGAUUCUUGUAUCCGAGGUUGCAAAUUCCAUCAUGCAACAGCCCUUGCCACCCAAGCAAUGA